Molecule: messenger RNA, 1547 nt
Organism: Echinops telfairi (small Madagascar hedgehog)
Lineage: Eukaryota; Metazoa; Chordata; Mammalia; Afrosoricida; Tenrecidae
Gene: CUNH11orf68
Product: chromosome unknown C11orf68 homolog
Exons: 2
Coding region: 24-905 (293 amino acids)
Source: RefSeq, a predicted model, not a curated record
UUGCCGCCAGGCUCCGGGAUGUGAUGGAGCCGGCCAGGUGUGACCUUGGGCAGGUUCCCGCCUCCGAGCUUCAGCCUGCAAGUCCGAGAAGCAAGUGGCACCGCAGGCAUCCGAUUCUCCCCGCGGAAUUCGGAGAAAGGACCAGCAGGAUGGAGCCAGGAGAGGAGCCCGAGGAAGAAGAUUCUCCCGGCGGCCGGGAGGACGGCUUCACCGCCGAGCACCUGGCUGCCGAGGCCAUGGCCGCAGAUAUGGACCCCUGGCUGGUGUUCGAUGCCCGGAGCACUCCCGCCACUGAGCUGGACGCCUGGUUGGCCAAAUACCCCCCCUCCCAAGUUACCCGCUACGGGGACCCCGGCUCCCCCAACACCGAGCCGGUGGGCUGGAUCGCGGCCUACGGGCAGGGCUAUACCUCUAACUCAGGAGACGUGCAGGGUCUACAGGCCGCCUGGGAGGCGCUGCAGACCAGCGGGCGGCCCAUCACGCCUGGCACCCUGCGCCAGCUGGCCAUCACCCACCAGGUGCUGUCGGGCAAGUGGCUGAUGCACCUGACUCCUGGCUUCAAGCUGGACCACGCCUGGGCGGGCAUCGCCCGAGCGGUGGUCGAGGGCCGGCUUCAGGUGGCCAAGGUGAGCCCACGGGCCAGGGAGGGUGGGCGCCAAGUCAUCUGCGUAUACACGGACGACUUCACGGACCGCUUGGGUGUCCUGGAGGCGGACUCGGCCAUCCGGACUGCAGGCGUCAAGUGCCUGCUCACCUACAAGCCCGACGUCUACACCUACCUGGGCAUCUACCGGGCCAACCGCUGGCACCUCUGCCCAACUCUCUACGAGAGCCGUUUCCAGCUGGGGGGCGAUGCCCGCGGUUCUCGGGUGCUGGAUCGUGCCAACAAUGUGGAACUGACCUAGUGGGGCCAGAUUUCGCCCCCUGCCCUUCUGCGGGAGGGCUGCCCCUACCUUCCUUGUCAACCCCCCACCCCCAGGCCAGACCCCAACCCUGAGGGACCGGGUUAGGUCACUCAGGAACUGCCAGCAUCAUUCGCCCCCCUUGCAUCUCUGUCCAGGAGUGACUUGAACCCCUGCAGGUAGGGGGCCCUGGCUCGCUGAGGGCCGGGCCCUCAGCCUUUGUCUUCGCUGCUGCUCCCGUCCCCCUCACAGGACCACUGGCUGGGGCUGGAAGCCAGGGAAAGCCAUCUCGGCCACCCCUGUCGCCUCACCAGGCUGCACUGUCCCUCCUGCAUUGUCUUCGUCUUCCCUCCCCCCACCCUCUGGAGGGAGAAAAUGCCAGUGCUUCUAGCCCCUCCCUUGGAGCCCUCUGGGGCCAGGGCCGGGGCCCUGCAGGCCUGAGCACGCCACUGGGGGUGGGUGAGUCCUUGUGCCCACUCAGUCCCUGGCAGAGAGAGGGGACACUGGGACCACAGACCCCAGGCCUGCCCCUCCCCGCACCUCACAGCCUGCAUCACCCCAGACCCCUCCUCAGCGAUCUUGUCACUUGCCUGCCCCUGACAUUCCAAUAAAGCCCGCUUGGGUCUGUGUCUUGAGUGUUUUUUA